ACAUUCAAGCCUUUCAAAAAAAAAAAGCUUCUUUAAUUUCUCUCUCUCUCUGUGGAGUGUUCGAAUCUCCAAGCUCUCUCUCAAAUGGCAGCGUCCACAUAGUAGAGCUGAAGAAGCACUGUAUCUAUCUACAGAGAAAGUGAAGAGGAAGAAAAGGAAGAGAGGAUAUAGAAAUUAAGCUGGCGACUUUUAGUCCGAGGCGAGCAAUGGCAGAGUUACGGCACUCGAGCUCUCUCGGUAGCCGAUCUUCUUCUUCUCCGUUACGUGCCGCCGGAGAUGAGGAUUCUUCAUCGCCUCAUGUACACGAUCACUCUCCUAACGGCGGAGACGACGAAGAUGGUCGCCCACGUCAUCCUUCUAGAGAUCGAGACCGUCCGAUCUGGUUUCACUCUUUGUUUCCUUUCUUCGGUGAUGAUCCUAGGGUUUCUCCUCAGAAGAAUAAAAUCUCGCUUCUAUUGAUUUUGAUUCUCGCUAUUGCUAGCUUGAUCUCAGUUUAUGGGAUUAUUAAUCACUUGAAUGCUCCUUAUUUAUGUAAAAAAGAUGGGAUUGUGCUAAACUGUCCUCAUGUAAAAGAGUCACCUUCUCCUUGGGAGAAUCCUUUAUCUGCAACAACUUCUUGGAAGCCUUGUGCUGAGCGGCGGAUUGGUGGAAUCUCAGAUCUUCCUCCUGAGAAUGAAACAAAUGGCUAUGUAUUCAUUCAUGCUGAAGGUGGUUUGAAUCAGCAGCGAAUUGCUAUCUGCAACGCAGUAGCUGUUGCCAAGAUUAUGAAUGCAACACUGAUUCUACCAGUACUGAAGCAGGACCAAAUAUGGAAAGACACAACAAAAUUUGAAGACAUUUUUGAUGUAGAUCAUUUCAUUGAUUACUUGAAGGAUGAUGUCCGAAUUGUUCGAGACAUACCUGACUGGUUCACUGACAAAGCAGAGCUAUUCUCUAGUAUAAGAAGAACAGUCAAAAACAUUCCCAAAUAUGCAGCAGCCCAAUUUUAUAUUGACAAUGUUUUACCUCGGAUAAAGGAGAAGAAGAUAAUGGCCUUGAAGCCUUUUGUCGAUCGACUUGGGUAUGACAAUGUACCUCAAGAAAUCAACAGAUUACGAUGCCGUGUAAAUUAUCAUGCUCUCAAAUUUCUUCCAGAGAUAGAGCAGAUGGCUGAUUCACUUGUUUCUAGAAUGAGAAAUCGCACUGGAAAUCCAAAUCCAUAUAUGGCUCUUCAUCUUAGAUUCGAGAAAGGAAUGGUUGGUCUAUCGUUCUGUGAUUUUGUGGGGACAAGGGAAGAGAAAGUUAAAAUGGCAGAAUACAGACAAAAGGAAUGGCCUCGGCGUUUCAAGGUGACAUUUAUAAGCAGUUGUCAACUUCUUUUGGUGGCUAAACAACCUCAACCGCUACCUUAAUGAAAUUUCUUGACAUAUAUUGCAGAAUGGUUCCCAUCUCUGGCAGCUCGCCUUGCAGAAGCGCAAAGAAGGUCGAUGCCCUCUUGAGCCAGGAGAAGUUGCUGUGAUCCUACGUGCAAUGGGCUAUCCAAAAGAAACACAAAUCUAUGUUGCAUCUGGUCAAGUCUAUGGCGGUCAAAACCGUAUGGCUCCACUAAGAAACAUGUUCCCAAAUUUGGUAACAAAGGAGGAUUUAGCAGGCAAAGAGGAACUAACAACGUUUAGAAAACACGUUACAAGUCUUGCGGCUCUAGAUUUCUUGGUGUGCUUGAAAUCAGAUGUAUUUGUGAUGACACACGGUGGAAACUUUGCAAAACUGAUCAUCGGAGCGCGUAGAUAUAUGGGGCAUCGCCAGAAAUCAAUCAAACCGGAUAAAGGGUUGAUGUCGAAAUCAUUUGGGGAUCCUUACAUGGGAUGGGCAACUUUUGUGGAAGAUGUAGUUGUAACCCAUCAAACACGAACCGGUUUACCUGAAGAAACUUUCCCUAACUAUGAUCUUUGGGAAAAUCCUCUCACUCCAUGCAUGUGUAAAGCUUGAUGAUGAUGCUUUUGUUUGGUCUUGGAUUUUGUCUGAUGAGGAGCAACAAACUAUAGAGAUUCGUAGUUUUCUUCUUCUUCUUCUUCUUUUUUGACCUUUCAAAUCUUUGAAGUCUUCAUUUACCAUCUUUGUAAUCAUUUUGAUAUUAUGUAAAGUUCCUAGUGAUGAAAAAAAAGUUUCUUUUUUAUAUUAAAUUUGAUCAAA
Messenger RNA from Arabidopsis thaliana (thale cress), 2172 nucleotides. Its product is annotated as O-fucosyltransferase family protein. The coding region runs from base 207 to 1391 and encodes 394 amino acids. The record is from RefSeq and is marked reviewed. Gene Ontology annotation, cellular component: Golgi membrane. Gene Ontology annotation, biological process: pectin biosynthetic process. NCBI's taxonomy places the organism in Eukaryota, Viridiplantae, Streptophyta, Magnoliopsida, Brassicales, Brassicaceae. The transcript is spliced from 10 exons.